AUGAUGAUGAUGAAGAGCCAAGCAGCUCUCCUCGGCCUCGCCACCUUGGCCAUCCUCUUCUUCUCAGGUGCACAUGCAGCUAAAAUCACUUUCAAAAACAAAUGUUCCUACACUGUCUGGCCAGGAACCCUAACCGGUGACCAAAAACCUCAAUUAUCACUCACCGGGUUCAAGUUAGCAACCGGAAUUAGCCGCUCUGUGGAUGCUCCGUCCCCAUGGUCUGGUCGCUUCUUUGGCCGAACCAGGUGCUCCACGGACGCCUCAGGAAAGUUCACUUGUGCCACAGCAGAUUGUGGUUCUGGCCAAGUCUCAUGCAAUGGUAACGGCGCAGCUCCGCCAGCUACAUUAGUAGAAAUCACUAUUGCGGAGAACGGGGGUCAAGAUUUCUACGACGUUAGUCUUGUUGACGGCUUCAACUUGCCCAUGGCCGUGGCUCCACAAGGCGGCACCGGCAAGUGUAAGGCCUCAACUUGCCCUGCCAAUGUUAACAAGGUGUGCCCGGCUCAGUUACAAGUGAAGGGAUCUGAUGGAAGCGUAAUUGCGUGCAAGAGCGCUUGCUUAGCAUUCAACGAGCCAAAAUACUGUUGCACUCCACCUAACGACAAGCCGGCGACAUGCCCUCCCACUGACUACUCUAAGAUCUUCAAGACCCAGUGCCCUCAAGCUUAUAGCUAUGCUUAUGAUGACAAGAGCAGCACCUUUACAUGCAGUGGUAGACCUGACUACCUCAUCACAUUCUGCCCAUCAUAA
This is a messenger RNA of Prunus armeniaca (apricot), 750 nucleotides long. NCBI's taxonomy places the organism in Eukaryota, Viridiplantae, Streptophyta, Magnoliopsida, Rosales, Rosaceae. The record is from the annotation of a GenBank genome assembly.